Messenger RNA from Heterobasidion irregulare TC 32-1, 3642 nucleotides. RefSeq lists its product as uncharacterized. Lineage: Eukaryota; Fungi; Basidiomycota; Agaricomycetes; Russulales; Bondarzewiaceae. Bases 1 to 3642 code for a protein of 1213 amino acids. The record is from RefSeq and is a predicted model, not a curated record. The transcript is spliced from 8 exons.
AUGCCUGCUCCUCAAGCCACACUUAUCACGGACGACAAUCUGCUUUACAUUGUCAAUCAUGUAUUUUUGCCCCCAAAGCUACCACAAGAAAGCGACCAGAACCAGGGACACGAGCUGUCGCUAUGCAGAUUGCUCGUGGACUCUGCAAACGAAUAUCAGCGAGGCCUAUUUGUAGACAGGCGCCAGGAGUGGUUACCCAUUGUCCGGAUGUUUCAAAAAAUUUUGGAAUCUACAGAUGUUUUCAGCGAAACCCAGCUGAAACGGUCUAUUGGUGGGAUGCAGCGCGGAGGUCAGGAAUUUCGUCUGUUUCUUGAGCGUAAUCUGAUCUCGAAACCUGUCUCAGAUGUGCUAGUGCAUCACAUUCGUGCGCAAAAUGCAGCUUUUGUACUUCAGAAGCUCGAACACCGAACCAUAUUUGAAGUUUUUGAGGCUUCACCAUCCAAUGCAGCGAUCAUGGAGUCAACGGGGAAGCUCAUAUGCUUUUUUCUGGGACCAGCUAGUGGAGUCGAUGACGCCACCGUCAGUGAGAAGGAUUUUCUUGAACAAUUCGCAUCGUGCCUGGUCCACAUGAACGUCGACCUACUGGAUUCGGUGAUAACUACGAGAAAGGCCGUCUCGGAAGUAUCUAAGGAACGAGAUACCGUUCACCCGCGGUAUAUUUCCCAGCUCCUCAUUGGCAUCCUUCGAGGCAUGGGUACCAUCGCAAACGUGCGCCGCAUCACCAAGAGGAUCGCCGAUGAUGUGUUAUGGAAGGACGCGUUCAUUACAUGGCGUCGAUCGCCCUUAUGGCUCAUCAUUCGCGUCUAUCUAGACAUCACUCACUCAGUUGGAGGACUUUGUGCGAGAAAACAGUUCCCUAGCGACCUCAUUUUCUGUGCGCGAGCCAAGAUGACGAGACGCGUCUACAAGCUUGGUGACAGGACACCGGGUUCUGUUCUGCAAAAAGUCGAAAACGCUAUGAAGACGACGGAAGCGUCUCGCAUGAUCAUGAUAUUAACCAUACUUGAACUGUGGGUCGCGAUCGACACUCUUGUGCUUGUGCAAUGCUCUCUGCUGCGGGGAUAUUCUCCUGAAAUCCCCGUCACAUUCUUAGAGCUGCUUCUCCUUCGUCGAGGGACAUCCCUCCAGCGUGUCAUACGGAUUGAACAAUAUCUGCGUCACCGUCAUCCCAAUACUUCAUCCCACAUCUCCAUCUUUUCUGAUACACUUGACGCUACGUCAUUCUGUAUCCGAUACUUUUACGACUCGACCCACCUUCAAGAUCUCCAGACAGAAAUAAGGGCGAAGGCAUCUGAGGAGCGCGAGAAGAAAUGCGAGGAGCUCCGGACCAAGAACGCUUCCUACCAGGAACUCAUGGACCAAGCCUCCUCGAUGGAUUACAAGCUUGACGCGAGCUUGCAGAGUAAACGACGCAUGGUGAAUAGCUGUAAGAGAACGCAGCUGGAGAAACGGGCUAAUCGCAUGCGAAUUGACGUUCAUGAGUGGCCCCUGCCUGCUGAUGAGCUUUCGGCAAAGGCUGUUGUUUUCGAAUUACAUUGUCCCUCCUCAUUCGCGAUCUGGAGAGACUGCACAUACAAGAUUAUCCGUGAUAUCAGCAUGUCCGAGAAAUCUGCCCUUAGCGCGAAACCUCAUGUGGUUCUAACUAAGGAUGCUACGCUUGCCAAGCUCGCCAAACCUACGGAGUGGCGCAUCAUGUUUGGAUCGUCCACCGAAUCAUUUGCUCAAUCCUAUUACCGUCGAAAACGCAUUUCUGCCACCAAGGAAGAUAUCUGUGUCAGCAGCGGUCUUCGCUACCAGCUUUAUGAUAGGCUCCAUGAUGCAUGGGCAACGUUUGGCAUUACGAUAGAAUUUGAGGCCCACCGCUGUACACUUAGCCUAGCCAAGGGGCCAUACGAGUAUCUUUAUCAAUCUGAAUGCCCACCAGAGCUCAGUCUCCAUGAACACAUCGCGUUCGCAGGCCUGCGCAUUGGGCCGCGACUCCAGUGGCUGAAUAUUGUUCGCGCGCUAUCCACCACGUCCCUCACAUUCAAGUGCGAAGAAGUCCAUUCGCUCAUCAUGCAGGCCGCAUGGCAAAUCGGACCUUUGUCUGAGGAUGGCAUGCUGCUAUUCCUUGCCGGCCGUCUCAUUGCCUCUGCCAGCGAUAGGAGCCUCAUGCUAACCGCCUUUGAUCUUCUACGAUUUGCUCGGGAUGUAACUUUUCGGUGGAUGCACGAGCUGAUCGACAAACUACAGAGCAACGACAAAGCCGAUCAAGUCCAUAACCUCCAGACACGUAUUUACAAUGUGGCCGCGACCUGUCGAGCUACAUAUGACGUGGACCCCGCACACCUCCCGUUUCUUUUCUCAUCCAUAGACGACACCGCUGUCCUGGCAGGGUGUGCUAUUCUGCAUAGCCACCUUCCUGCCUCCGUACAGAAUGAGCCAUCUAGCUUCAAGAAGCUCCUCAUCCGCGAUCAGCAUCUAUCCCAAUUCUUAGAGGUCUUUUUGUGGGAGAGGAUUGUGCAAGAUCGACAAGGGCUAGAUAAAGCUAUCUCUUCCAUUUGGCCCGUGUACAUGCCAACGUCUCAAAAAUGGAAGCGACUGCCCGGACAUAAUUCUCGUUGGAUCACGACUAUUUCCGCAGCAUCAAACACGCGGAAGCAAAGAGUGCAUUUCAAUCUUCUCGACCGUGCGUUCCUUGUCGAUGGUCAGCCAUUGGGACGUCUCCCUCGUUCCAUUAUCGAAAGUCCCGCGUAUGCAUGCAUUUUUGGUGAAAAGGUGUUUGAUGUCGUUCCAGCAGAUAUGUCAAGUAUGACUUUUGCAACUCGUAUCCCAAUAUCUGGACACCAAGUAUUGUUUGCUCUUGUUGACGUUCAUGGCGAGUCUUUUGCCAUGGUCGCUCGUCGAUUCCAACCAUUGGAGUAUGCACAAUUCCUCACUGUCGUCUACGACCCCGAAACGCGUCAGAUAUUCCCCCAUCUCCCCCGAUUUAGACUUUUGUUCUCGGUGACCAACGAGAGAGAGCUUGCAUCACAGAACUUGCUUGGCAUGGUUGUCGACCAGGACCAGUCUUCCGGUACCGUGUUCGGGCUCCGCAACCAGUUAGUCCUUCGUGCCAAAGCCUCGAUUGCAAUGGAACACGAUGGCACACGUCAUGUCCCUAUCCCUCAUGGCCGUAUAGAUUUUGGUUUAGAAGGAGAUCAUGUCAACGUCACAAUUAAUACGUUAUCCCGGGAUCAAGUCUCUUACUACAAUUACAAGAUCAACACCGACCUCGGCUAUCUCACCACCAACGUUAGCCUCAGAAGCAAACAUUAUAAAAGUUUGCUGCAUGCCCUUUGUAGCCACUGUCUCCCUGAUCCGCUGACUCGACGAACUGGUACAGAAGAAGCCUUGCAGGAGCUCCGAUCUGCGAGUUGUCUAUCAUUUCAAAGCCUCACCACGGACGAGACAGAAUUUUUGUAUCAAAUCGCCGCUUUGACACCAACUAAACAAUUCUACCCAAGGCACCUUCGUGUAAUGCAGACCAUCGAGCGGUCGAAGCUGUCGCCUCUGUCGCAGCACAAUGACUUCUAUCCUGCUGUGCACCUGAUACUGGCCUAUGCGCGUAAUCUGGGAAUAUAUGGAACCAUGCCUAGCGAUAUGGACCCAUCUGACCCCUAG